Molecule: messenger RNA, 2436 nt
Organism: Ciona intestinalis (vase tunicate)
Lineage: Eukaryota; Metazoa; Chordata; Ascidiacea; Phlebobranchia; Cionidae
Biological process (GO): G protein-coupled receptor signaling pathway
Cellular component (GO): plasma membrane
Molecular function (GO): G protein-coupled receptor activity
Source: RefSeq, a predicted model, not a curated record
AGAUCAUUAUCUUUUCACAGAGAAAGAUACGGUAGUAUCAUGGCACCGCAUCGUAUGUGAACACCGAAAAAUUCCGUAAUUAUUUGAUAACUUCAGGAUGCCCGCAGGCGGGGUUAUUUAUGUUAGAACUCUCGUAGGUUGUUUAAACAUUUCGCGCGAGACUUGUUUUUUUAUGCGAGCUGUGAAAGUUACAGCAGUAUUUAGGCGGAUAGACGAAUCAAAUAUUACAGACUAUGGUUUGCUACAUUUAAUACGUUGGGCGGAUACAGAUUAAUUACCUUCGCUGUUAUCUUUGACUUGAACGGUGUUAUUAUAUGUUUUCUCCCCAGCAGUGAGGCUAUAUAUAAGCAAAGUUAUUCCGGUGGGAGUUACCAGAGAAGCAUGAAUCUGAUAUUGCUUCAAUUGGUUAUAAUUAACUUUUGCUUUAUGGAAGGAAUUACCGCAUUAUCGACACAAAGUAAAGAGCUGCAAGUAAAAGUACCGUGCAUAUACGCUCCUGGGUUAACUGUAGGUAAUAGAAGCCGGGAAUUAGAAUGUUGCAAAGAGGCAGUGAAGUCGUAUACGCUUAAUUGGGCGAGCGGUAAAGCGUUUCUCACCAGAUUCUUGGAAAAUUUACAAAGUUGGAACUGUCCGCAGUUUGAAGUACAGUGCAACAAUCGAACAAUGGCUUUUACCCGGUUCGCUGAAUUAGUCUACGCAAGAUUUUGCAACCAAACCGAACUGCUGCAAAAAUGCAAAGGUAACUUAUCUCCAAGCGGAGAAAUAGCGAAUACCACCAACAUGAGCAGUAUGGACGAAUGGAAACAACUAACCGCAAACCAAGCAAUUACAAAUCUCGACGAUCCUUGUGCACAAGUUGCUUUGUAUGAGCAAACGACUUAUAAUGACUACGUAGAGAUAUCGGAGGUUAUGAUCCCCUUCUGUGACAUGGCACACUGUGGUUAUGAUAUUAAUACAAUUCUUAAGCACGAUUUGACAGCGUGGAAGUGUAUGCCGGCCAGUUGUCGGGCGAACAUUAUCAUAGCUAUGGUGGUAGUGGCAAUGCUCGCUGUUGCGGUAACCAUCGCAAAUCUAACCGUUCUCUUCGUCUUGACGAACCACCAGCCGCUACGUAACAGUCAAGCACAUUAUAAAUUAUCACUUGCAGUCGCUGAUCUUUUGGUUGGAAUUCUAAUCUUUCCAACUUGUUUAGUCAGCACUAGUAAACUAUUUAUGCAAAGUCCAGUGAUUGGGAAAACAACUGAAGUGCAAGGUUAUAAUGCUAGUCUCGCAUGGAACUACAGCAGUGUUUCAGAACUUAAGCUUACAACAGUAGCGGUGAGAAACGUUGGUCAAAGUUUUGCCACAAAUUUCCCGAAGAGUUAUAUGAACUUUGUUGGUUUUAUUACCACGAUUUCGUUACUCGUCUCGGUCUAUACCUUAAUGCUGGCAAGCGUAGAUCGGCUUUGGGCAGUUGCUUUUCCAUUUAACUUUCAUAAAGGAAACGCCACUACUUUCUCAAAAUACGCCGUGACAGCUCUGUGGUUUUUCGCGGUCUUGUUCGGAAUAAUGCCCUUUAUCAUACCUGGAAUGCGUUACGGUUUAGUAGCAUCUAUCCUGGUGUCAUUUGGCGGACGACACGCGUUGAUUCUGUAUUCUGUUUCGUUUAUUAUUCCUGUAGUUCUGGUCUGGGGCACAACAGUUGCUACGUUUUGCAUAUCUCGGAACCACUACAAAAUUAGACGAAAGAUAACCCGAAGACAUAAAAAUGCUACAGAUGAAAUAGAGAACAGACUUCUUAAGACUCUUUCCGCCAUGGUUCUAGCUUUUUCAAUCAGUUUAGUCCCAGCCGCUAUAGUUCUGCUGAUUCCACUUUUCGUUGCAAAUAUUUAUUUCUCUCUGCCCCAACUCCUGGAUCCUACCGCUUCUAAGUUUUACUUUUCAGUGGAGUACGUCACAAUUAUUAUUCUUCUCACCAACAGCCUAUGGAACUGCAUCAUCUACAGUUUAAGAAACCGGGAAUUCGCACAGGUUGCGAAAAGGUUAUUUUCCCGCGCCUUGUUAACGAAAUUUUUCUCUGAUACUGAAAGCCACAAAAAACGCAAUCGUGCCCAGUCAUGCAUAACUCUAACAACCGACACGAAACGACCUUCAAUCCCGUCCAUAUUUCACUUAAGCAAAGACAGCCCUGUCUUACAACUAAAAAGCCUCUCCAACUCUCCAAGGAUAGACUCUAGAGAGACAUCGUCUUCUAGAAUUCAUGAGAGCAACGUCGGGCAGAAUGGUACAAAAUUGUGAUAUAAAAAAAAAAGGGGGAACAGAAAAUACUGUUCAAGCAUCAACAAACGCAACAAGCGCUGACUCUCAAAGUUUAUCAGGGGAAAAAAAAAAAAAAAAAACAUGUCUUCGGAACAUACAGAAGACAAAGUCACCAACAAAGUAAUAUACUUGGUAACU